CAUUUCUGGAUUGCGUUCAGAGCUCACCACAAGUUAACCAACGGCAUUUUUAGCUUUUACCAACUAGUAGUUUUUCACACACAGUUUGUGUGCAGUUCUUAGAGUGGAGGAGCCCACACACACCCACUGGAAAACACACGCCUCACUUUAAAGCUGGAGAUUUAAAUAUUUUGUUUCACAUCAGCAACUGAUAGCAUAUGGAUUAUUACAGUCCUCUGGUGUUUCAGAUGUUACAGUGACGGUAUAGCAGCCACACAAGCAAGAUUUCCAGGUGCAGGUGCUUCUCUGACGUUCUCCAUGAUGUGAUGGAGUGACUGAUAAAGCAUCAGCCUUCAAGUUGCCCACAGUGAUGCUCUUGACACCUUCGGUGAACCAGUCAGAGGCGAACUGAGACUCAUCUGUUAGCAUCACUUACCCUGAAGCCAUUCAUCAUGAUUGACCUGAGCUAUCUGACAGAGGAAGAGCAAGAGAUGAUCCUGGCAGUGCUGAAGAGAGAUGCAGAGCUUAAGAAGUUGGAAGAACAAAGGAUCAAGCAGCUUCGUAAGAAUGAGCGUGACAGAAGCAGGCUGAAGUACUUGACUGGGGAGUGGUUUUAUGAGACAAAGAAUCACAGACACAGAGACAGGAUCCAUGGCUCCGACAUCAUCAGAGAGUCCAUGAGACAGAAGAAACCCGUGACGUUAUUGGAGCUCACGCAAAGAUGGUCUGAGAAACCCAGUAUUUAUGGUGAGAAGAAAGAUGUGUACAUCCCUCCAGAGCUUUUAGGACUCAUUGAGGAGCCGUCCACAGAAUCACACAAUGAGAGGGUGGAUGAUGAGUUGCCAGAAGGCCAGCGGGAAAGGCAGAGACCUCAAAUCAAGCCAAGGCAGAAUCCAUUCAAUAAUUUGCGAUUGCAAAGAGAUGAAGCCAGACUUAUCAAUGGGGUAAAGGAGGCUGACAAAACACCUGCUGAGGAACCUUUCCUUCCAGCUGAAAACCAAACACUCCAUCACACUACUCUAAACACAGACAACACUGACACCCAAAUAGUCACACAAUGCAAACCUGUGCCAAAAAAAAGAUUGCUGCUGUAUUCCUGCAAGAACUCUUCCGUGGACACUGCCGGCAGUGACAAUGACGUUAAACAGGUCGUGACCCCUGCUCCCAGAAGCAUCCUGAAGCACAACAUCUCCAGCCUUAGAUCUACUGACUCCUUGCAUAUGCACAUUCCUACCAGUGACGACAGCAGCAGCAGCAGCACUCAGUCUUCAGCUACGGUCAGCCCAACCAGUCCUGAAACUCCCACCAUCCCUUCUCUUUCCCUCUGCUCGGUGCACUCUGCAUCAGGGUGCUUAGAUAGGAAACAUGUCCGUUUCUCAUCUGUCGUUGGGCUUAUAGAGAGAGUGCAAGGAGAACACAGUGUACUGGAAGAAGACUGGAGUCCACUGUCGGAACAGGAUAGAAGCGAUUUCACAGAAAACGGUCAUCAUGAGGUUUACGGUGAGCCUCAGUCCUCACAGGUGUCCAACUUCCACGGCUCUACUGAAUUAACAGGUAAGGCCACUGGGUUAAGUGCAGAGGGCCAGACUGAUAAGGUUACAGUGGAAGAGGGUCGUUCAUUUUCUAAGGUACUUGAAUGGUUUGGGAGAGGUUCUCGAGAUGGAAAGCUGAAAGAGUCGCCAGUUAACAAAGAGAUGAAUGAAGAGGAACCAAAAGAUCAUGAAAGCCCAGAAGCAAAGUCAGAAGAUUCAGUGCCUCAGCCAAAGACCAAGCCACCACCAAAAUCACGUAGAGGGCUUUUUGCAUUGUUUUCGAGAGCGGACAUAAGUCCUGAAGUUCAGACAUGUGAGAAAGAAGAGAUAAGUCAAGAUAAAACAGAAAAUUCAGAAUAUAAAACAUCUUACACUUUGAGGCGUGAAGAUGAAAAUAUACUUCGUACAAACAGUGAGACUGCAGAAAUACUGCGGGAAAACGAAACGAACAAACCAAUAUGUGAAGAUCCUCUUCAAAGAGAGACGUUUGACCAAGAUGAAAUAUCACCAGGAAGACUGGCCAGCCUGAAGUCAUUCUGGGAAAGGGGAAACAAAGGACCUAAAAUACUGAGCAUCAAAAAAGAAGCCGAGGUAGAAGAAAGUGAGGCAUCUCAAAUACUGAGCAUCAAAAAAGAAGCCAAUGUAGAAGAAAGUGAGACAUCUCAGCUUAAUGAGAAUGAUCAUAAUGCUGUAGACAGAAGGUUGUCAGAUUCAAGCAUCAGCCCAUCCAAACCCAAACCUGAUGAUCCAAAUCCAACUGAUGUAGAAUCUACAACAUGUGAUAUUUCUCUAGUCUCACCUAGAAGAACAUCUAGUGGUGUUGAAAUAUCAGCCAUAUCCUCACAUGAAGAUGAGAAACCUUCUUGUUUGGAGAGUAAUAAGGUCUCAGAAGUUUCAAGCAGUGAACUACAAACUCUCACGGUGGAAAUGAAUUCCAAAUUGUCACCCGGUUCACUGCUGAAACACGAAGAUAGUUCUCUGGGCAAUGAGCUACAGGAAGAGUCAAUCUCCAUGGACAUAUCUGACUUGAAGAAGGAAAUCUCCACAUUCAAAAUGUCUCUAGGCCAACAGGAGGAUAAAGUCUUGAUUAAUGAUCUCAAGUCAUUUUGGGAGAAAGAAAAAAGUGGUCUUAGAGUAAUUGUAGGUUCACCAGCGUGUACAGCUAACGUUAAAGAUCCAUCUCCAGAGUCAUCUCCAAAAUGUUCUUCAGUAGGACUUUCUGAACCUCAGUUUGACUUCAGGUCAAACAGCCCAAGUUCCCCAGAGAGAAUGACUUUCAAAGAGGCUGGUUUGACUCAAAAAGAGAAGAUAGAACAGACUGAGGAAAAACAAAGUCCAAAUACAGUGCCAUUGCAAGACCUUCAAGAUGUCAAAGGUAGGGUACCUUACAUCACCCAGAAUGUUUCUGAUUUCAAACAGUCAAUUACAGAGAUACACUCAAAGCUACGUCCACCACCAUCUCCCCUCAGAAGUCUCCCUGCAAAAGGUCAACAUGAUAAGCCACAGUCCGCUGACAUUUACCACCUAAAAGACCAAGAUCAAUCCAGAACACCCAGCCCAUUAAUGCAGUCUAAAGUACCUCGUAGAGAUUCAUAUCCAAACAAAGAAUCCAGGAAGGACGGUUCUCCAUUAAGAACCUUUGCGAUAGAUAUCAGUCCCGCCAACAAGAGUCCAUGCACCAUAAGGGUUAAACCAGGGCAAACCAAGCUAUGUACCUCUCCUGAACACCACAGGAAGACUUCGGAUGGAGGUAGUGAUGUAAGACCCAUCAUGCCCAAUGAACGAAAGCUGUCAGCAGACUCCCUGACCCGGUUUUAUAUUCCCCUGAGUUUACACAAUUACCUAGGUGUACCUGAACAGGCAGUCUUAGAUGAGAGAGAACAAAAGGUUAAUGUGAAGGCAGGUGAAACUUUUGAACAGGUGAACCAAGGCAGAAUGAGCAAUGAGAGCUCCCCUUCUCGACACUCCCUGCCUGAAUCAGAGGAGAUCACCUUUGACUCCUCCGGGAGCUCUACACCUGAAGCCUGGUCAAUCUCACACGCCAGUUCAUACUGGGACAGUGAGGAUGACAGCCCUGUCAAAGCUGCCUUGGAACGGGCCAAUGCCAGACCCAUCUCUAUUUCCAAGAGUCUAGAGGACCUGGCAUCCUCACCGUCACAAGAGAGAUGGAAGACUGACACAAGGAGUGACGUUGGGCUGAGUAUGGAAAAUGUGUCUGCAGUCACUUCCAACACCAAAAUGUCCUUCUCCGAUCCAGAACAGGUGAAGAUGAUGAGUUUGUCUGUGCCUGCAUUCAUGCAACAAGAGAUGGAUUGCAGAAACAGUGACUGUGCCUCAGUGAGCAGUUUCCGCACUGACACACCGAGAGCAUGCAACACACCUUCUACUUUUAGCAUUUGCUCUGAAGUGACCUCCAUGUCCUCUGUCACUGGCAGUGUAAUGAGCAUCUACAGUAGUGAGUUUGGUAAUGUGGAGGUCAAAGGCACAAUCCAGUUCGCCAUUCACUAUGUGCAAAAACUGGCAGAGUUUCACAUCUUCGUCGCGCAGUGCAAGGACCUCGCCGUGGCGGAUGUUAAGAGGAACCGAUCUGAUCCGUAUGUUAAAUGUUACUUGUUACCUGACAAAGCAAAAUAUGGAAAGAAAAAAACAUGUGUGAGGAAGAAGACUCUGGAUCCAACUUAUAACGAAAUCCUACGGUUUAAGAUUCCAAUGGAGACGUUGAAAACCCAGAAGCUGAACACCUCUGUAUGGCACAAUGAUACGUUUGGGCGUAACAUGUUUCUUGGAGAGGUUGAGCUUGAUUUGGCUGAAUGGGAUUUCAGUAACACUCAGAUGAAUGAAUAUCUACUCAAAGGAAGGAUUCAGGUUCCCACCAGCCCAAAACAUUCUGUCUGCAGCGAGGGAAUGAGUGCUGAGAUUAAAGUCGCUCUCCGUUUUGUCCCACAGACUUCUCACAGUCACAAGAGCAAGGGGAAUGGUGAGGUGCAAAUAUGGGUGAAAGAAUGCAAGAAUCUGCCUAUUACCAGAGGUGUUGCCAUUGACCCCUUUGUCAAAUGCGCAGUCCUUCCAGAUACCAGCCGGAAAAGCCGUCAGAAGACCAGAGUGUUGAAGAGGGCAUCUGACCCAGUGUUUAACCACACCAUGGUUUAUGAUGGCUUCAGGCAAGAGGAUCUCAAAGAGGCCUGUGUGGAGCUUACAGUGUGGGAUCAUGACAGACUCAACAACCACUUCAUUGGGGGAAUUAGGCUGGGUCCUGGAACAGGUAAAAGUUAUGGCACUGAGGUGAACUGGAUGGACUCUAAUGUUGCCGAAGCAGCCCUGUGGGACAGAAUGAUGCAGUCUCCGAAUGAAUGGGUGGAAGAUAUACUACCUUUGAGAAUGAUGGUCAUGGCAAGAAUGUCUAGAUAGUAAGAAACUGAGGGAUGGUGACACUUUUGAACAAAUACAUAAACAAUGAACAUGAAGAAUAAAGUACGUAGGAAGACAGUAUAUAAUGUUACAUAUAUAAGAACUAACUUGAUGGUUUCUUGACUCUUUUUUGUUGAGGAAAACAAAGUGAAUGAAACAUAUAAUAUGCCUGUUAUUGUAAAGUAUGUGGAUUUAAUGUCUUAAAAUAAAAAAAAGCUUCAAAAUAUGUCAGUUUGCUCCUGCAAACAAGAUCGUUUGUUAACUUAUUGUCUUGAAAGAGUAUCCUAAG
Messenger RNA from Labeo rohita (rohu), 5208 nucleotides. RefSeq names its product synaptotagmin-like 2a (gene sytl2a). The record is from RefSeq and is a predicted model, not a curated record. Gene Ontology annotation, cellular component: exocytic vesicle; plasma membrane. Bases 432 to 4919 code for a protein of 1495 amino acids. Gene Ontology annotation, molecular function: small GTPase binding; neurexin family protein binding. Gene Ontology annotation, biological process: exocytosis; intracellular protein transport. The transcript is spliced from 19 exons. NCBI's taxonomy places the organism in Eukaryota, Metazoa, Chordata, Actinopteri, Cypriniformes, Cyprinidae.